Messenger RNA from Maylandia zebra (zebra mbuna), 2283 nucleotides. The record is from RefSeq and is a predicted model, not a curated record. Lineage: Eukaryota; Metazoa; Chordata; Actinopteri; Cichliformes; Cichlidae.
AUGCAAGCAGCGGAAAUGGACUUUCUCCAAAGGGUGGCCGGCCUCUUCCUCAGAGAUAAGUAUAUACCUGCUUCACCACUAACAGCGAUCUUCAGUCUUCUCUCACAGAGUGAAGGAGUUCGAGAGAGCUCUGCUGCAGUGGACACACUGACAGGCGAGCUAUCCUGUAAAAGGGGUAAAAAUGCAAGCUUAACAGAUGAAAAGUCGAGGAUGGUGGAACAAAAUCUCAGGCAGAUUGUAGAGUCGACUUUACAAGUGUUCUUUGACCUGAACAACAAUGUCCCUGGAUUUGAUGUUCUGGAUAUAUUUGGAGUUCUGGACAGCCUUCGUUUGGGUAAUGACAGUGACCCCGAAUUCAUCAGGCUGUGGUUCUCUGUGAAGAUGAUUCCUCUUUUGCCUUAUGUCAAUGGAAACUUCCUAAACCAGCUCAGCAAGCAGAACUUCAGCUGCACCUCUUUCCAAGAGAUGCUGAUUGUGUCAGUCCUUAGUCCUUCUCAGAUGGCACAGCUGGUACUGAGUUUGGGAGCCUCCAAUAACACAGAUUUGAUUGAUCGUGUGUUUGAGCGACUGCAAGAGGGCAACGCUCUAAAAAAUGUGGAUGGAUUCCUCACACAACUGACAACCAAUGGACAGAUGCCAAUUUUCCAGCCUGUUGUGAGAGAUCGGGUCAUGAAUACGACCUUCAUCAUCAUCAGUCCACAUUUCUCCACUUUCACGACAAACGACUAUGAACUUUGGUUCCAUGUGAAACUGAUUCCUAUCCUUGCCAGUUUUACUCCAGAAAUGCUCAUAAACGCAACCACAAAAAUAAGCUGCACAAACUACCAAGUCAUUGUGAGUGGGUUGGCUUUAGUUAUCCAGGAGAUGCCACUGUACAGACGGCAAGAGAUCACACAUGGUCUGCUGGGCUAUCUAAGAAAUGCUGAAAAUGCCAUCAAUGAGCCAGCUUGCAGGCAACAAAAUGAGAGUGAUGCCCAAUGGGUUAAAGCAAAGCUGGGUCCAUUCGUCCAAUAUACAGCGUACUCUGACCUCAAAGACUUCAACAUCUCUACGGCUGGAUUGUUGUCGACGCUCAAUCCCUCUGAGGUGGCACAGCUGCUACUGAGCUCUGGAGCCUCAAAUAACACAGAUUUUAUUGAUCUUGUGUUUAAACAACUUGAACAGGGCAACGCUCUAAAAAAUGUGGAUGAAUUCCUGACACAGCUGACAGCCAAUGGACAGAGCCCACAUUUCCAGCCUGUUGUGAGAGAUCGGGUCAUGAAUACGACCUUCAUCAUCAUCAGUCCACAUUUCUCCACUUUCACGACAAACGACUAUGAACUUUGGUUCCAUGUGAAACUGAUUCCUAUCCUUGCCAGUUUUACUCCAGAAAUGCUGAUAAACACAACCACAACCAUCAGCUGCACAAACUACCAAGUCAUUGUGAGUGGGUUGGCUUUAGUUAUCCAGGAGAUGCCACUGUACAGACGGCAAGAGAUCACACAUGGUCUGCUGGGCUACCUAAGAAAUGCUGACAAUGCCAUCAAUGAGCCAGCUUGCAGGCAACAAAAUGAGAGCGAUGCCCAAUGGGUUAAAGCAAAUCUGGGUCCAUUCAUCCAAUAUUCAGCGUACUCUGACCUCAAAGACUUCAACAUCUCUACGCUGGCAGUUCUGGACGUUCUUUCACCAUCGCAAAAGGCUGAUCUAAUCCUAGAUCCAAACAGUGGUGCUUUAAACGAUGCACAUGUUGUAAGGGAGGUGUUGACAAGCUUGACAGAGACCAGUGAUUAUGAGCAGCUCAACCAAUUCUUCCAGGCUUUUGCAAACAUCAACAAGCAGAGAAAUGUCACCCUCAUCCAAAAUCCAGAUGUGCGAGACACCAUUUUGAGCCUGACCUUGACAGCCCUUGCUCCUCAGCUUAAAGACUUUCAGCCAGAAGACUAUCAACAGUGGUUCCAGGUUUAUUUGGUUCCUGUGAUGGCGAGCAUCCUUCCUAGCAGCUUGCGGGUGAUCCCCAGUAACAUCACCUGUGAAUCCUACCAGGCUGUAUACGAUGGUCUUGCGCAGAGUUUGGCAGCAUUGCCACUGGACCUUUCACAGGGCGUGAGAUCAAGCAAGCAGUACCUCCAGGACACAUUCCCACGCUGCUCAGUUCCAGCUUCCUUUGUGCUUGAGCUUUGUCCUGUUGUUAAUCGUACCUCUGUGCUCCUCUUUUCUCUCCAUUUUCGUCUCAUCCCCCUCAACAGAUCAGAGCAGAUGGCUGCCCCCCUGGCUGUGGUUCUGUCAAAGGUCCCUUCCUCUUAA